Ixodes scapularis (black-legged tick) is the source of this 1284-nucleotide messenger RNA. RefSeq names its product maltose permease-like. The record is from RefSeq and is a predicted model, not a curated record. Gene Ontology annotation, cellular component: membrane. The transcript has a single exon. Lineage: Eukaryota; Metazoa; Arthropoda; Arachnida; Ixodida; Ixodidae. The coding region runs from base 1 to 1284 and encodes 427 amino acids.
AUGGCCUGUGUGCAACCGUACGCUUCGGCUGUGGGUCGUGGUAAUGGAAUUGCUGAGACGACCGUGGCAUACAUCUUCACCUUAAUUCCUCUGGCUGUCAUACUCUUCACGCCUCUCUGCGGCUUCAUUAUUGAUAGAACCCAAAACGCCACCGCUGUGUUGUUAGCUUUGCAAACGACCGCUCUAUUAUUCUAUGGAGUUGCAUUUUCAAGUCAGUACAUUCCAAUAGGGGAAAUAUAUCUCACAGGAAUGCUGUCAUGCUCUGGAGGAAAAGUAACACACCUGAAAGCAUCUUCGAGCUGCAUUGAACAAUCACUAAACUGCAACCUUUCUUGCUGGCGAAGCAUGCCAGAUGCCGCCUUGUUCAAGAUUGAGGCAGAGUUCAGCCUCGACAACACUACCUCCGAGGUCUGCAAGACACUAUGGAAUCAGACAGGCCGCGACCGGGAAGGAAGCUGUGAUUUCACCUGCCCGUGCCAUGAACGCUCGCCCAGGUCGCUUGCGGUCUACCUUUACGCGGUGUCUGUGGUUCUAGCAUCUCUGGCUUCUGGGGCAGCGUACACAACAUCCGAUGCUGCGAUUUGUGAACUAUUGGGCGAUAGAGCCAAGUCCUACGGACGCCAGCGACUUUGGGGCACCUUGGGCUACGGGGUCUGCAGUCCUCUUCUGGGAUUCUUCAUAGACGAAGCAAACAGGUUGACGGAGGGUCGUUCCGGCUACACUCCGUGUCUCAUCCUCUUCGCUGCUUUCCUUCUGUUAGACAUGCUUCUACUCUGCUGCAUUCCGAGACUAACGAUGACCAAGGCUCCUUCUACUUUCCUGAAGGACGUGGGGUCGGUCUUUGGACGCCUGCACGUGGCGGUGUUUGCCCUGUGGGCGUGUCUUCUCGGAGCAUUGUACACGAUAACCUCAUCCUAUAGCACGUGGUUACUGGAAGACAUAGCGGCACCCAAGCUAAUCGUUGGGCUCUACAGAGCGGUGGGCGAUUUCGUAGAAUUACCUAUGUUUUUUCUGUCCGGACCACUCCUGAAGAAGAUGGGCUAUUUUCCGGUAUGUUCACUGGCGUUUGCCUUACAUGCGGUGGGGCACGUUGGAUUCUCGUUUGUUCGCGAUCCGUGGUACACGCUCCUCACUGCCAUCCCCAGUGGGGCCGCUUUUUCCUUGGCGAUCUCCUCAAUCACCGUGUUCGCCAAAGAGGCUGCUCCGCCUGGAACAACCGCCUCUGUGAUGUGCAUCCUGAGUGUUCUAGGCAUCGAAGGCGUUGGUGAGUGCUUUAUUUUGUGA